AUCAUCACUCAUACUGAAUAUGAAGCAGAGGAUUUUGAGUACAUUCUAUCAUGGAAAGCUGGAAAUAGUUCAAGAAUUCCAGUAUGCUACACAGUGAUAUACUGUAUAAUAGAUAUCUCCUUGUCUUGCCUUGCCUUGCUUCGAUAUCUGAUGCCCCCUGCAUGUACACGCAACUCCCAGAAGGAGUGUACCAGUUUGAGAAAAACUAUCUUAGGUUAUAGAACUCUAGGAAAGAUUCUCAGAGAGUCUGAUGUCUUUAUAGACAAUAGAAAAUGGAAUGAUUUGUGGUUCUUUCUUUUUGAUACUUGCAUCUCUAUCACAGAUGUUCUCUUCCUCCCCCGCCCCCAGGUCUCCAGAAAACCAAGAUUCAGACCAUCAUGUUUUGGACCAGGGCAGUUUGCUGCUUGCCCACCAAUGAAGCAGGGUCUAAGUGAUAUAAAAUCAAUGCAGUCCAGGAAUGUACUAAUCGAUGCAGUCCAGGGAUGUACUAAUAUUGCAAGACCAUUCUGUAAUCUAACAAAUGAAUUUGCAGAUGUUUGCCGUAGAACGGCAUAUAUUGUAGUACAGCAAUACACUAGCAAUGGAACAAAUUAUUCAGAUAUUAUACCAUUCAAUCCAUUUUCUAACCGAUGCUUCAGGCCACCUCAGUUUAAUAUUUCUGUUUGUCAAAACUGUGUAAAUGUCACAGUGAAACUUCCACCUCUGUUACUUAAAAUUUAUCAAAAACUUGAUUAUACAAUCAUAGUGGAAACAGCUGAUCUCAAGGAAAAUACCAAACAGGAUAAUUUCUUCACUAUUCUGGAAGAUUUGCAUGCAAAUAAAAAUUAUUGCAUUGCUGUUCAGGUGUCUACAGGUCAUAAUCCCCAGUGCACUCCCACCAUUCCAAAAUGUAUUAUGCUUGAGUCCAAUAAUCGAGAAGAUUAUAUUAUGCUUUCAAUCUUGGCUCCAUUAAUACUAUUGGUAGUGGUAAUCAUUUCAGCUUUCCUGUAUAAGGCUGGUUUUAUUUUCUUAAAAGGACAUCAUCAAAUGUCUUGUUCAACCAAAGGAUUUGAAGCAGAUUACAUUAGGGUGGAGUUUGACAGUAACUUUAGCAGUGAAACAGAAUUGAAAGUCCUGCCCUCUGAUAGUCAUCCAUCUCUCUGUGCCAGAGAACACAAGAACAUCAAUCGUGACUUGGCUUAUUCAGUCUUUGAAUCAAAUCCUGAAGAAAUUUGUGAGGUCCAGGUCCAGGAAAGUGAAGCGCAACAACACAGUGAUGAUGAGAACAGUGAAAGCGAUGUUGAGAGCAAUUUGGAUACUGAAUGUGACUUCUUUAAUCAGAUUACACCAUUCUCUCAGGUGGAGAACACUCAGAAGUUGUUCACAGGUUGCUCAGCUACUAAAAAUGAAGUAACCAGAACUUUAGCACAAAGGAAUCAGGAUGAUAUUGACAAAAGCAGCCCAAUUACCCCAUUAUAUCCUUCUGAAGUGAACUCUGGCCAUGUAGCAGAAUCAGAACAUACAGACUGCUUAAAUGUAAACUUAAAUUCUGUGAUGCUAGGAAUAUCAGAUAAAAACCUGGAUUUUUCUACAAUUGACCAUGAAGACUUGAAUGAAUCUUGUAUUUUGGAUGCAUUUGAACCAAACCAUUUCACUGAAAUGCCAGAUAAUCAGAGCUUUGAUGUUCAAAAUCUAUGUUCAUGGGAAAAUCGUAGUGUCUCUGGGGAAAGUGAAUCAUCGUAUUCAGAAACAGAAUGCACCAGUGGAUACAUGAAAAGAUGAAUCCAUGAAAAGUGACACAGCUUCCACUGUUCCUCCCUUUGAAAGGCACUUUUGGGGAGCAGUAAUUCAGACCAGACAAACAUUAAGCUCUUUCUUCCAUUUCUUCAUUCCAAGUUAACCCUAAAAGGAUCAUGAGAUUCAGUUACACAAAAACAGUGUUGGCAUUUUACUAUCUGAAUUUAUAUUGCAUGAAGAACUUGGUUCCUAUGGAUACCAAAAUAUAAUGUAAUUACAUAGUUUUUUGUACAGAGCUGGAGCUACAGUUUAUACUGAUAUUGUGAUUGGCAGACAUUUUUUCAAAGUUGUGUGUCCUGCCUUCUCCAAAUUAAUGUCUUCAUGAUGUGCUCUAGCUGGGCAUUCUAGAAUCUGCACCUCCGGCAUAUCAAGAAGCAAUCAGGUCUGGACUUUACUUCUCCUUCAUACAUCUAAUGCAUAUAUUUGUCCUGCUGUUUUAGAAAUCUAAAAAUUAACUGCUUUUUCUUGUCUUGUAUUUAUUAUUUGUUUUUAACAACCUUAAACUUAGUACAUGACUUUAUUGCAGGGUAAUUUACUUUCCUGUGAUUCACUUAAAAACUGUGGCAAGAAAGGUUGCAAAAUAGGGCAAAUCUUACUUAACAACUGUAUUA
Thamnophis elegans (Western terrestrial garter snake) is the source of this 2387-nucleotide messenger RNA. RefSeq lists its product as uncharacterized. The record is from RefSeq and is a predicted model, not a curated record. The transcript has 9 exons. Lineage: Eukaryota; Metazoa; Chordata; Lepidosauria; Squamata; Natricidae. The annotation marks the transcript as partial. Gene Ontology annotation, molecular function: protein binding; interleukin-22 receptor activity.